Messenger RNA from Fusarium coffeatum, 927 nucleotides. RefSeq lists its product as uncharacterized. Lineage: Eukaryota; Fungi; Ascomycota; Sordariomycetes; Hypocreales; Nectriaceae. The record is from RefSeq and is a predicted model, not a curated record. The transcript has 3 exons. Bases 1 to 927 code for a protein of 308 amino acids.
AUGUACUUCUCCAACAUCAUCGUCAGCGCUCUUGCCGCUCAGGCCUUCUCUCGUGAUGGCCAAGUUCCUAGUGCUGGAAAGUUCGCAGCCUUGAUGGUUGCUGGUGCCAUUCCAGGAAGCGCUCUGCCAGUCUUCACCACUCUUGAGACCCGAGAGCCUCACCACCAAGGUGGCCAGAACAACCAGGGCAACCAAGGCCAGCAAGGAAACCAGGCCGCUCAAGCGAACCAAGACCAGAACCAGAACCAGAACCAGAACCAGAACGGUAAUAACAACAACGACAAUGGAUGCAAUGCCAAGCGCGACGAGGAACUUGUCGCCCGUCACCACCAGGGAGAACAGAACAACGGCGGCAACGCUAAUGCCAAUGCCAACAACAACUGCAAUGGCAACGGUAAUAACAAGCGAGAUGAGGAACUCGUUGCCCGCCACCACCAAGGAGCUAAGAACCGAGGUGGACGCAAGAACAACAACAAGAGAGAUCUUGAGGUCAGACACCACCAAGGUGCUAAGAACAAGGGUGGCAGGAACAGGGGCAACAACAAGCGUGAUGAGGAGCUCUUCGUUCGACACCACCAGGGCGCCAAGAACAGGGGAGGAAGAAAGAACAACAACAAGCGAGACCUCGAGGUCAGACACCACCAGGGAGGUCAGAACAACGGUGGUAACAACAACGCUGCCGCUGCCAAUGGAAACCAGGGAAACAACAACAACGCUCAGAACAACAACGGACAGAACAACGCUGGUAACAACGGUAACAACAACGCUCAGAACGCCCAGAACAACAACAAUGGACAGAACAAUGCCCAGGGCGGUCAGAACAACAAUGGCUGCAACAGCAAGCGGGACUUGGAAGCCCGUCACCACCAAGGAGGACAGAACAACGGUGGCAAUGCUAAUGCUAAUGCUAAUGGCUGCAACAACUAA